Microsporum canis CBS 113480 is the source of this 1956-nucleotide messenger RNA. Its product is annotated as F-box domain-containing protein. Gene Ontology annotation, molecular function: protein binding. The transcript has 2 exons. The record is from RefSeq and is a predicted model, not a curated record. Bases 1 to 1956 code for a protein of 651 amino acids. Lineage: Eukaryota; Fungi; Ascomycota; Eurotiomycetes; Onygenales; Arthrodermataceae.
AUGCAGUCAGUUUUCGACUUGGUUCCAUUCGACAUAUGGCAUCAAGUGGCUGAUUAUCUUGAUCCAAAUGACUAUAUCAACCUAAGCCUCACGAGUAGCAAGCUCUAUAGCUUGUUAAAGGAUGAGAUUACUGCUCGCAAGGCCGUGAAGACUCACAUUGCUCAUACCGUUGAGGGCAAGCUUGCUGCUGCAAAUAAGAUCACAUAUCGCGAGGCUCUUGGGAGGAUAUACGAUAUCCGUGAAGCUAUAGCCAGUGCAAAGCCAUAUUCUACAAGCUUGCUCGCACUUGGCCAGGAAUUUCUUUUCAACCAAGGAGUCAUUUGUUACGUUAGUAAUGGGCAGAUUCGAACAUUGAAUAUCCUUGGAGCAGCCGAGUUCGAAGAGGUUGUUGACCUGAAAGGAGUGCUUGGCUCAUAUCACUCUCUUUCAAACGGGCGUCCUUAUGCCAACUUCAAGUAUAAGCUACUGCACUACUGCGAUGGAAUGGUUGCACUUGUGUGCCAGCCCAGCGCGCGGGACUCAGCAUGGCUUUUGGUAAUAGAUAUGAAGUUAGAAUUCGCAACUUGCGGAAAGACGUAUCGAGUCAGAUUCUGUCGCCCCCUGGCCUCGACCCGCAAUCUUUUCGUACGUCUCAACCGCUCGUUCAUGUACUAUGGGACCCAUUCCGGCCGUGCUCGCCAUGGACAUCGUGAAUGGGUCUUAGAAGGGUUCAACUUUAUGACAUGCUCUGAUGUUUCCUCGGAGCCUAUUCAGCUUGAAAAUUUUGCGGGGUCUGAAAUUGGAUCGACCGUGUGUUUUGAGAUCAAGGACCGCUACCUCUACGCUGUUUCCAACCAGACUUCUUUUGAGGAUGAGGAAAUUGAUUGGACUUCGUACUAUAUUUGUGUACUGGUUCCGCUCGAUAAGCCAACCGACAUCCAGUGGCAGCGUAUUUGGCGGCGACAACACCGCGAGGGCCCCAUUAAUGACAACUGGACGAAACUAUCCCUCUGUGUGGAUCAAACAACAUGCCAACUGACUAUUGUGGAAUGUAGACAUGAGUGGCAGAAUGGGGGAAGUGAAAAUUUUCGCAUUAACUACAGUCAACCUCUUGACUGCUUCAAUCCAGCAGAACCCGUCGAAGGAGUUUGCGAGACAGGAUUCGCAUCCUCGCCUCCUAAGGAUGGGCUUCCCAAGUAUCUGCCAGUUAACUCCCUUCCGGAUGAACCCCUUGCAAGAACCCUUGGUCCAUUCAGCAAGCCAAAUUAUGAACCACCAAAAAAACGCCAUAAGAGGUUCUAUCAUCUGGAAUAUACCCCCGAGGAAGCCCAGUCUCCCGAACGUCGAGAUUUCACUCUCUCCAAUACAAAAUUUCAUACCUAUAACCUCAUGGCAGCUGCGUUUAUGGAUCUUGUGAACGACCCCCCACAACAAGUAAAGUCAUUCACCACACCGCCAGACAGGCUUCGGCUGCGUAUCGGAGCAAGAAAGCGUCAUUUUCAGCAAUAUGAAAUGGAUGACGAAGGUUCCGGUGCUACUAUGUGUCCUACUCCAACAAGCAUGUCUGACAGCCCUCCAAUGCGAAUUGAAGAAGGCUAUCAGUCCUGUGGAAUAAAAAUGUGGCCUCCCAAUAAUGCGCCAGCAGGACUCCUUAAACUUCUAUGUCCAUCAUCGAAAGCAGGAAAAGUUGUUGGCACAUCCGAUGAACGGUUUAUGGUCUAUUCAACAGAUUCCGGGCAGUCAGAUGGGACCAAGGCCAUCAUAAUGAUUAGUUUCGAUCCCUCCAUUGGGCUAAAGCAUAUGAAGUGUUUAAAACCAAAGUCGCCAGGGUCACUAGGGCCACUUUCAAAGAGAUACAGAAGCGAUGCAAAACUUUCCACAGCGCAGGGAAUGCUUAAUACCCAUCCUGAGCCCACCUGGUUCCGCGUUGAACCUGCCCAAUACCUACGUCUUAAUAGGGGCUUCUGGCUUAGGUAG